Molecule: messenger RNA, 1353 nt
Organism: Agrilus planipennis (emerald ash borer)
Lineage: Eukaryota; Metazoa; Arthropoda; Insecta; Coleoptera; Buprestidae
Product: purine nucleoside phosphorylase
Exons: 4
Coding region: 208-1074 (288 amino acids)
Biological process (GO): nucleoside metabolic process
Cellular component (GO): cytoplasm
Molecular function (GO): purine-nucleoside phosphorylase activity
Source: RefSeq, a predicted model, not a curated record
AAUAUAGAAACGUUUCAGAAACCGUAUUGGCAUUUACUUUAUCUUUUAAUAGAUAAAUGACGAUUUACAAGAUCGAUUUACAUAUUUAUCUAAAUCUGCCAGAAAAUUAAGUAAGUAAGGAAUGUUUAUUGUGUUAGUUGCUAUGGAUAAAUGGUGAUAAUCACUCUCGCUAAGUUUCAUCGCAAAAUAGUGUAAAAAUAAUUCAACAUGUGUUCACAUUGUUCUUCUGAAAAACAGAAUUUAUACGAACACGUUCAGGAAGCUGUUGCAUUUCUCAAGAAUAAUAUAUCCAAAGUUCCCACUGUUGGAAUUAUAUGUGGAAGUGGAUUGGGAUCGAUUGCUGACACAUUGAUUAAUCCGAUUUUCAUAAGAUACGAGGAGGUACCACAUUUUCCUGUAGCAAAAGUAGACGGACAUGAAGGCCGAAUAGUUGUCGGUGAAUUGAAUCGUCGUUUUGCAAUUUGUAUGCAAGGUCGAGCUCAUUAUCACGACGGUUACCCAUUAUGGAAAUGCACGAUUCCAGUGCGUGUGAUGCAAGGUCUAGGAAUUACGCAUUUGAUAAUAACGAACGCAGUAGGAGCUAUUAACCCAAAUUAUGAGGUUGGAGACAUUCUUAUAGUUAAGGACCACUUAGAUUUGAUGGGUUUGACCGGAACGUCUCCGAUAUCGGGCCUGGAUGACGAUCGACUCGGACCGAAAUUCUUAACUGUGACUGACGCCUAUGACAAGGAAAUGAUAAAGGUGGCGAAACUGACAGCCGAGAAGCUCGGUAUCACGGAUAUUGUUCGAGAAGGUGCGCUGACGUGCGUGGGUGGACCGUGUUUUGAGACGGUAACCGAGUGUCGAAUGCUCCGAUUGCUGGGCGUGGAUGCGGUCGGAAUGUCGAACGUACCGGAAGUGAUUGUCGCACGACACUGCGGCCUGACUGUUCUCUCUUUUUGUCUUGUCACCAACAUGGGCAAUCUGGAUCACGAAUCGUGUGAAGCCAUUUCCCACGCCAGCGUGAUCGAUGUUGGCGCACGGAGGAGUGAAGUAAUUAAGAAAUUCGUCGAGGGUAUAGUACAAAAUAUUUAAGAUAAAUGUAUUAAAAAUGAUCUACUGUAAAAUGAAUGUGGUUUCCAUUUGCAUCAUGAAACUGUGUCCGAAGUUCGUUGAGGUUAGGGAUGAGCCCAAAUGGUGUUCAUCUUGCAGUCUUGGUCUGGCCAAACAUAAGUAAAAUAUGUUGUAUUUUUAUACGUGUUAUAAUUAUAAUCAUCGAAAACAUUGUUUUACAAAACACUGAUUUUGAUGAUUGAAAUUGUGAAACUCUCAUCUGUCUCUCCACUUAACUUUAUAAUAAAUUUUUAUUUCAAA